AUGAGACUGUCAGCCCUAUCUAGUCCCGGGGCCGCGGCCACCGCGGUUCUGGCCCUUCUAUCCUCUGCAGACCUCGUCCUGGCCCGCCCCAGUCCUGAGCCAAAGGUUCCUGCACGUAUGAAAUGGACCAACCAGCGCGGCAAAAAGGUGGCCAGGACUGUCCUGAGGAACGUUCUCGAGGGACGCACCUUUACCAACUCCUUCGCGAUUGCUGCCUGCAGCACUUCUCAGGCCAAUGCCAUCUCGGCACCCUACGAUAAUGUUUGGGUUGGUCUUUCAGAUGCCGAAGCCGUUUCAGUUGUUGCAUGGCUCUUUGGCCAGGAGAGUCUCAACUUGACCGAAACGGAGGACGCCGGAGAAUGGGAUAAUACGGUGAUUUUGGUCGAGCUGCAGAUCCCCAAUAAGACAGACGUCUUGGCUCACAUUGAUGGCGGUGCAGCGGCCCCGGAGAGAUGGGCUCAUGUUAUUCUCGACUAUCGUGCUACCGAGGACCCCUACUACCAGGAUCUCUUGGUCGGUCCCCUGCCACUGAAUAGCGAAACUGUCACCAUCAAGCCUCUCGAGUAUCCCCUCACUCGCAAGACUGAGGGCAAGGUCCGCAACCUGGAGGCUAACUCUGAGACCAUCUAUUCUGAGUGGCUGUACAAGAUUGGUGCCGAAGUCGCCGACAUUACCCAGGACCUCUGGGGCGCUCAGGCGACGGGCCAGGACAAUGAUACUAUUGACAUUUGGGGCAUUGACCCCUACUGGCAGGACGACGGUCGGGUCGUGCGCUGGGAUAUGUUUUGGAAUCUGCCGCAGGACUACUUUGACACCGAGACUCUGCUGCCGCUGGGCCUGUACUUCAAGAGCGAUGUCACGGGCCGUGAUCCCAGCCAGUGGGAACUCCAGGGUUGGCUAUAUAACAACAUCUUCUACGAGACCACUGAAGAGUUCCGUACCGCCUACUGGAACGGCUCGAUUGAGAAGCUCGGCGCCAAUGUUGAGGGUGACUGGGGCCGGACCGAUCCCAUUAAUGCCAAUAUGCCGUAUGAUUCGAGCUACCCUCCAGUCUCUAUUGCCCCGGCCGGCUCCCGUUACGGUGUCGAUAUUGAGCGCAAGUACGUCGAGUGGAUGGACUUUAGCUUCUAUGUCGGUUUCUCGCGAGAUGUCGGCAUGACUAUCUAUGACAUUAAGUAUAAGGGAGAGCGUUUGCUCUACGAGCUUGGUCUUCAAGAAGCCAUGGCCCAUUAUGCCGGUGGUGACCCCGUUCAGUCUGGCACAACCUAUCUUGAUACGUAUUACGGAUUCGGACCAUAUGCUUUUGAGCUGAUUCCCGGCUAUGACUGCCCCGAGUACGCAACCUUCCUUAACUCGACCUUUUACGUCGACGAGACCACCCAUACCCACCUCAACAGCAUCUGUCUGUUCGAGUUCACCUCGGACUACCCGAUCCAGCGCCACAGCAGCGGCGAGUACGUGACCGCCACCAAGGAGACGCACUUUAGCAUCCGCUCCGUGUCGACUGUGGGAAACUAUGAUUACAUGUUCACCUACAGCUUCAAGCUCGACGGCACCAUCUCGGCCGAGGUCCGCGCUUCUGGCUACAUCCAGUCGGCUUACUUCACCACCGGCUCCGACUUUGGUUUCAAGAUUCAGGAGAACCUAUCCGGUUCCAUGCACGAUCAUGUCCUCAAUUUCAAGGCAGACUUUGACAUCCUUGGAACGGCCAACUCGAUCCAAACCAUGACCAAUGUACCCGUAUCACGUGUCUUCCCCUGGUCCGGAGGCAAAGCCCGCAACACAAUGCAAGUGGUCCGCGAGUUCAUCGACACCGAGGACCAGGGACGCUUCAACUGGGCGCCCAACGUUGCGCAGCAGGUGCUCGUCGUCAACAAGGACGAGAAGAACCAGUGGGGCGAGUUACGGGGUUACCACGUGCUGCCCAUGUCGGGCGCCAUGCACCUCACGGUCCAAAACUCGAGCAAUCUGGCCGAGGCUGGACGCUGGGCCGAGUUUGACGUCCAGGUGACGCGCCAGCACGACUGGGAGCCGCGCGCCGCUCACCCCUACAACUCCCAGGAUGUCAAUGACCCGCCCAUCAACUUUGCCCGCUUCUUUGACGGCGAGUCUCUUGAUCAGGAGGAUAUCGUGCUCUGGCUAAACCUGGGUAUGCACCAUGUUCCUCAUACUGGUGAUUUGCCCAAUACCGUCUUCACCACCGCACAUGCUGGCGUGCAAUUUAUGCCCAGCAACUACUUUGACAUUGAUCAGAGUCGCCGCACAGUCAAUGCUGUACGUGUCAAUUACGAGAACGGUACCGCCACCGACGUCGAGACCUUUGGACAAAAAGACCAGUCGUGCUCGGUCGACUUUACUCCAGUCGAAUAUGAUCUAUGGGGUUACAAGGGCGACGUUGUCGUCAGGAAAUUUCCUUACGACCCCAACAACCCGUAUUAUGAGACUGAUGCCAUUGUCUAG
This is a messenger RNA of Pestalotiopsis fici W106-1, 2460 nucleotides long. RefSeq lists its product as uncharacterized. Bases 1 to 2460 code for a protein of 819 amino acids. Lineage: Eukaryota; Fungi; Ascomycota; Sordariomycetes; Amphisphaeriales; Sporocadaceae. Gene Ontology annotation, cellular component: plasma membrane. The record is from RefSeq and is a predicted model, not a curated record. Gene Ontology annotation, molecular function: copper ion binding; primary methylamine oxidase activity; quinone binding. Gene Ontology annotation, biological process: amine metabolic process. The transcript has 4 exons.